Molecule: messenger RNA, 2490 nt
Organism: Diceros bicornis minor
Lineage: Eukaryota; Metazoa; Chordata; Mammalia; Perissodactyla; Rhinocerotidae
Gene: B3GNT3
Product: UDP-GlcNAc:betaGal beta-1,3-N-acetylglucosaminyltransferase 3
Exons: 5
Coding region: 385-1506 (373 amino acids)
Cellular component (GO): membrane
Molecular function (GO): N-acetyllactosaminide beta-1,3-N-acetylglucosaminyltransferase activity
Source: RefSeq, a predicted model, not a curated record
GGAGGGAGGAAGGGAGGGGCCGGCGGGGGAGCUUCGGGCCACCUAGAAACGCUGCGGGCUGGGCGAGGGGCCGGGCGGGGCUCGCGCGCGGGUGAGCCUUCCUCUGCUGCCGGGCGAGAGGGCCGGGCCCUUGUCUGCGGGGUGCAGCAAUUCCUGACAGGUACUCUGGGUGUGGAGGAAACAAGAGGGUGCCUCAGAGCUUCUCUGCUCCAGGCCAGAGCUCAGGGAAUCCAGACAAGCCUGCUUGGCCCAGGGACUCAGCCCAGGAGGAGGAGGUGCCACUGGGGAGACCAAGGAGAGCCCAGACCAGCACAGACACCCUGAGGGGGCCUGAGGAGCCGCCCAGGGGUCUCUCCGGUCCGUCCCAAGCCCGUGCCAAGCAGGAUGAGGUUUCCGCGGCCCCCGCGGACAGAGGUGGCCCUGGCGGCGGGCCUGGGCAGCCUCGCCCUCCUCGUCGUCUGCGGUCUGCGCGGGUCGCCGGCCCCCUGCCGCAGCCCGCAGCGGCCCCCGGGCACUCCCGCGCCUGCGGCCUGGCCCUCCCUGCCGCCGCGGCCGCCGCCCGCGCCCUGCCGGGCCAACGCCUCGGUGGCCGCGCUGCCGGCCUUCGGGGGGCAGCCGCGGCACGUGCGCGACUUCCUGCUGUACAAGCACUGCCGCGACUUCCCGCUGCUGCAGGACGCGCCGCGCGACAAGUGCGCGCCGCCCGUCUUCCUGCUGCUGGUCAUCAAGUCCUCGCCGCGCAACUAUGAGCGCCGCGACCUGCUGCGCCGCACCUGGGGCCGCGAGCGCCAGGUGAGGGGCGCCGCGCUGCGCCGCCUCUUCCUGGUGGGGACCGCGCCCGACCCGCUGGAGGCCCACAAGGUCAACCGGCUGCUGGCCAUGGAGGCGCGCGCGCACGGCGACAUCCUGCAGUGGGACUUCCACGACUCCUUCUUCAACCUCACGCUCAAGCAGGUGCUCUUCCUGCGCUGGCAGGAGACUCGGUGCCCCAACGCCAGCUUCCUGCUCAACGGGGACGAUGACGUCUUUGCCCACACAGACAACAUGGUCUCCUACCUGCGGGACCACAGCCCUGACCGCCACCUCUUCGUGGGGCACCUGAUCCGCGACGUGGGCCCCAUCCGUGACCCCUGGAGCAAGUACUACGUGCCCGAGGUGGUGACGCCGGAGGAGCGCUACCCGCCCUACUGCGGGGGCGGCGGCUUCCUCCUGUCGCGCUUCACGGCGGCCGCCCUGCGCCGGGCCGCGCGCCGCCGGGAGCUCUUCCCCAUCGACGACGUCUUCCUGGGCAUGUGCCUGCGGCAGGAGGGGCUGGCGCCCGCCUCGCACAGUGGCGUCCGCACGGCCGGCGUCGGCGCCCCCUCGGCUCGCUCGUCGUCCUUUGACCCCUGUUUCUACCGCGAGCUGCUGCUGGUGCACCGCUUCUUGCCCUACGAGAUGCUGCUGAUGUGGGACGCGCUGAGCCGGCCCAAUCUCGCCUGCGGCAAGCGGACACAGGUCUACUGAGGGGGUGUCGGGGCCCCAGCCUCUAGGCUCCUGUCUCCGCCCCGGGAGGAGGCGGUAGUGUCUCCCCCCAGGAAGCUGAGACCUUUGUCCUCCUAAGUGGCCCAGGCAUAGGGCAGUGCCAGGGAGAGUUUGAUGACUGAAUAGUCUGGCUGGUGAACUCCUACACAUCCUUCAAAAUCCACAUGGUACUGCUUAGACCCUGUUCCAUUGUCCUCCCCAGACUCAGCUGGAGGGACCCUCUCAUUCCAUGGCAGCUAAUGGCAGAAGCACUUCUGCUAGGGUCCAGCUGCUCCUGGUACGUCCAUCCCGUUUGAAUCAAGGUCCCACUUCCCAGCUCUGACCUGGAUCGUGGGCUGGGCUCUGCACAGUGUCUGGCCUCUCCUCGGUCGUGGACCUGCAGUGGUUGGAUGGUAGGUGAGUUCCGGCCACGGGUCAAGGCCCUUUGGGAACUCCUGGGUCCACAUGCAGCUGAAGCGAGAAGCAUUUUUCAGCCGAGGAAAGAGGGGUUCUGUCCUCGACCCCUCCCCGGGUCUGGACCCCUCCCUGCUUGUGGUGUCAGGUGCCCUGAUGGUGGGCACGUCGGGCGGAGGAGGGGGCCGCCAGCAGUCUCAGGCUCUGGGAGCUCAGGAUCCCUGGCAGAGCCCAGCCCCGACACCUGCGCUCCCCAAGAAUUCAGGGAUCAGCCUGGGGCCAGAGGGGUCUUCACACACCCGAGGCCAGCACACUCACUCACCCGGUGCCCAGGGAAGGGGAGACUCAGGGCCUUGGGUGGCUCUGCGCGCUCGGGACCCAGGACAGCCCUCCAGUGUGUCUUUCAGGUUGAGGAGAUCCAAGCAGAUGGGUGACCCCCAGCCCUGCUGGGCUCAGACAGGUGUCUGCACUUGGGCUUCAUAGGCAUGGGGGCAGGGGCAGGGGCCCUCUGACGGCGAAGUCAGGACUGGGGAGUGGGUCCUCAGGGAAUAAAAUGUUUUGUGAAGACCUGGA